Molecule: messenger RNA, 2002 nt
Organism: Girardinichthys multiradiatus
Lineage: Eukaryota; Metazoa; Chordata; Actinopteri; Cyprinodontiformes; Goodeidae
Gene: bzw1a
Product: basic leucine zipper and W2 domains 1a
Exons: 12
Coding region: 151-1410 (419 amino acids)
Cellular component (GO): cytoplasm; membrane
Molecular function (GO): protein binding
Source: RefSeq, a predicted model, not a curated record
UUGGUCUAUGUACGCAUGCGCGGUGGGCGGAGCCAGCUGUAGUCCUGACGGGAAGGUCUUUUUGUUUGGACCGCUCAGAGACUCCCGACACUUGCUUCCCUUCACCUGGUUCACAACCGUUUUUUAUCUGCAUUCAUUUCGGUGUCUUUUAUGAAUAAUCAAAAGCAGCAAAAGCCAACGCUAACAGGCCAGCGUUUCAAAACGAGGAAAAGAGAUGAAAAGGAGAGAUUUGACCCUACUCAGUUUCAAGAAAGUAUCGUACAAGGCUUGAAUCAAACUGGCACUGAUUUGGAGGCGGUUGCAAAGUUCCUUGAUGCCUCUGGCGCCAAACUCGACUACCGCCGGUAUGCAGAGACACUGUUUGACAUCCUGGUGGCCGGCGGGAUGCUGGCCCCAGGCGGGACUCUGUCUGACGACAUGACCCGCACCGAGUUCUGCCUCUUUACGGCGCAGGAAGACCUGGAGACGAUGCAAGCAUAUGCUCAGGUUUUUAACAAGCUGAUCAGGCGUUACAAGUACCUGGAGAAGGGCUUUGAGGAGGAGAUCAAAAAGUUGCUGCUGUUUCUAAAGGGGUUCACUGAGUCCGAGCGCAACAAGCUAGCCAUGCUGACCGGCAUCCUGCUGGCCAACGGCAGCAUAUCCGCCUCCAUUCUGAUCAGCCUCUAUAACGAAAACCUCGUCAAAGAGGGAGUCUCUGCAGCCUUUGCUGUCAAGCUGUUUAAGUCAUGGAUCCACGAGAAGGACAUCAACUCUGUUGCUGGCAGUCUCCGCAAAGUCGGCAUGGACAACAGGCUGAUGGAACUCUUUCCUGCCAACAAACGGAGCUGCGAGCAUUUUUCUAAAUACUUUACCGACGCCGGGCUGAAGGAGCUGUCCGACUUCGCCCGCAACCAGCAAUCGAUCGGCGCCCGCAAGGAGCUGCAGAAGGAGCUCCAGGAGAUGAUGGCCCGCGGUGACCCUCAGAAAGAGAUCAUCGCCUUCACCAAGGAGGAGAUGAAGAAGGCCAGUCUCUCUGAGCAGGCUUUGAUCAGCAUCAUCUGGACCAGCGUGAUGAGCUCCGUGGAGUGGAACAAGAAAGAAGAGCUGGUGACCGAACAAGCCAUCAAACACUUGAAGCAAUACAGCGAUCUGCUGAAGGCCUUCACCUCCCAGGGUCUGUCCGAGCUCAGCCUGCUGCUGAAGAUCCAGGAGUACUGCUACGAUAACAUCCACUUCAUGAAGGCUUUUCAGAAGAUCGUGGUGCUCCUCUACAAAGCUGACGUAUUAAGUGAAGAGGCCAUACUGAAGUGGUACUCUGAAGCCCACCUUGCCAAGGGGAAGAGCGUUUUCCUGGAGCAGAUGAAGAAAUUUGUGGAGUGGCUGAAGAACGCUGAGGAAGAGUCUGAGUCAGAUGAAGAGGAGGCAGACUGAAACCUUCAUCACCAGACGAGCUUUUCAUUUUUGUCUUUUUAAAUUUUUGUUUUGUAGCAGCAGGAGCAGCAGAACAUCUCGACCCUUCUCUUCUACCUCCUGUUACUGAUUUAUCUCCACAAACACUUCUACCACUGAAAUGUUUAAGCAGUAUUUCAAACUGUUCUGGUUGAGGGGUUGCGGCUCCCAUGUGGAAUCAGAAAAACCAGGAAUUCUGCCCUCCUUUCUUGAUUAGUUUCUAACGCCUUCUCUAAUCUGGAUCCAAGGAUUCAACGCAGUCUCAGAAUCCUGGUUCUGAAGCAGGAUGGGGUUUAUAUUGAAGUUCAAGCCGUGCGACUGAAAAUGUUGUCAGUUUUGCCAAAGUUGUUUUUCCUGUCCCGCUUUCCUUUGACUUUCGAUUUAUUUUUUGGCAAACGCUUUUUAUUUUUAUUUCCACUUUGUUUUCCUGGUUCUGUUCAAUCCGUUACCCCAUCCUCCCACCCCCGCCCUAAAAGAUGCCUCGCCAGCUACCUGAUUAUCGUCAGUUUAUACUUUCUUUAAUCGGAUAUAAACCAAUUUGACUUUUUUAUGAAAUAAAGAUUAUUGAAGCGCU